GAGUCGCACGCGCGAAUUGCUCGGACAGUCUUCCCUCGCCUCGCGUGGGAAGAGGAUACCGCCCCCCCGUGGUCGACGGCAUGCAUAGAGGAUUGAGGCCGCAGCAUAAUGUCAUGUGCCAAUCGAUAUGUGUCAGGCCUGGUUGCUGCCGGCUGCCGGCUGCAAGGCAUGCGAGCUGAGCGAUUCGGGACAAGUCACGCACCUUGCCGCGUGCUUUUAUUUAAUCAGUGACAGCCGAUCAAUCCGUAUUCAUUCAUAUUCAUAUUCAUUCAUAUUCAUAUUCAUGUAGGACAUGUAUAAGUUACAUGUAAAAGUACAUACCAACACCGCUCUCCACGCCUCCGCCCGAACUUCUACUCCCCAGCCUUCCAACUCCCUCACGCUCACCUCGUCUUGUUCACCCCUCCCCGCACCUCGUUCCACGGCUUCAUUGACUCUCCGCUCUUACAUGACCUGGUCGUCGAACAUGCGCAGAGGAAGAGGAGGGCGGCGACGGCGACGGCGAUGGCGAAGGGCAGCCGUGAGCAUGUUGCGCUUGUCUGUAGCGCCGGGCGGCGGAGACGGGUGCUGCGGCGAGAAUAUGUGCGAGCAAGCAAGUCAGCCGGGAGGGGGGGGACGUUGUGCCGCUGCCGCUGAUGCAUUGGCAUUGUGUCGCGGGGAGCUGGGUGUCGAGGCAGCAGCAGUGGGAGAGAGCAUGAUGCUUCGCGGGGAGUUGAAUUAGUUGAUUGUGUAUUAAUUACCAUGUACUCUAUUUAUGCGAACAAGCCCAGGCUCGGGGUAUCCAGUGCAAUCCCAGCAAUCCAGUGCAAUCCCAGCAAACCAAUGCCAACGCCAACGC
Molecule: messenger RNA, 838 nt
Organism: Didymella exigua CBS 183.55
Lineage: Eukaryota; Fungi; Ascomycota; Dothideomycetes; Pleosporales; Didymellaceae
Exons: 1
Coding region: 293-721 (142 amino acids)
Source: RefSeq, a predicted model, not a curated record